Molecule: messenger RNA, 1075 nt
Organism: Condylostylus longicornis
Lineage: Eukaryota; Metazoa; Arthropoda; Insecta; Diptera; Dolichopodidae
Gene: CCAP
Product: cardioactive peptide
Exons: 4
Coding region: 235-714 (159 amino acids)
Source: RefSeq, a predicted model, not a curated record
AAGGAUCACAAUUGGCGAACGGAUUUAAAUUCAUAAAUAAAAUAAGAAAAAAUAAUUUUAUGUGAAAAUUAAUUGAAUAAAAAAUAAUUGUAAAAAUAUUAGCGGAAUAUUGCUAAAAAUUGUCAUCUAAAAAUUUUAAAUCAAAAAGUUUUAAAGUUUUGAUAAAAUUUGGAAAACAAAAAUUUUAAAAAGUAUUACAAAACAGUUUGAGUUGAUCAACAAAACAUAAAAAAAAUGUUGGUUUAUGGAGUUUGGUUUUACAUAAUAACAAUUUAUUUGAAUUUAUAUGGAUUGGUAGACUGUGGUAUUAUAACACCUAGAGAAAUGGAUAUUAGAAGAAUAAAUAACAUGGAAAUACGUAAAAGGCCGUUUUGUAAUGCAUUUACUGGUUGUGGAAAAAAAAGAUCAGCCAUACCUUAUAACUUACAUGAACUUAAUGGAAAUUCUUUAAAUAAUAAUGUUCAGAAUAAUCCAAACAGCAACAAUAAUAAUAAUCAGAAUCAGAAUGGACAACCUGAAGAAUUGGAUAGUUCUUUGACUGAUCUAAUUGAUUUAAAUGCUGAACCAGCUGUUGAAGAUUUAAUGCGUCAAAUAAUGUCUCAAGCUAAAUUAUGGGAAGCUAUACAAGAAGCAAGUCGAGAGAUUCAAUUACAAAGGCAUCAUAAUGAUCGUGGAUCUGAACAACCACGUUUUCCAAAUUUUAAUGCACAGUAAUAAAAUAAUAUCAGAAGAAGAAAUUGAAAAUUAAACAUAAUUCUUACGAUUUCCGAAAAAAAAUUUUUAACAUUAAAAAAAUAAAAAACAAAUAAUCAAAUUAUAAAGGAGAAUUAAAUAAAAUAAAAAUUGAAUUAAAAAUAUUCAAUAUAAAUUAAAAAAAUUAAAAUCAACUUAAAUUAUGUAAGAGGCCAGAGAAAUAUUUUUUAAAAUAAAUAAAUAAUAUUGUAUAUUAAAUACACAAGAAAUAUAUAUAUAAUAUGUAUAUGUAUAAUAAUAAUGUAAUAUAAUUAUAAUAAUAAUGUAACGCUUUGUCAGUUCUUUGCAUAAGUAGAAAAUAUAUACUUAAUAUUAUGGUUUU